AUGUUUCGCCCAUUAUUCCAGACAAAGACAAAGCCAAUAAACGCCGCUGUUCGUUACGACAAAAAAUUAGAUGAUGUGUUACACAAUACAUUUCAUAUUGCAGACUUUCGUCCCCAACAGCGUGAUAUUAUAUUAUCUACACUAAAUAACACCGAUACUGUCGUUAUCAUGCCGACCGGUGGUGGUAAGUCCUUGUGUUUUCAACUUCAAUCGGUCUUAACAAACAAAAUCACCAUAGUCAUCUCACCACUCAUAUCACUCAUGCAGAACCACGUCGAUGCACUUAACGCGAGAGGUGUUGUGUCGUACAUAUUCAAUUCUUCCCUUACAAAGAGUGAAGCGUCACGCGUCCUUGCUAUUCUCAAUUCAACAUCACCGGAACUCUACUUGUUGUACGUCACACCCGAGCAAAUCAAAACGCAGCGCUUUCAAAACAUUAUGAACAAGUUGAACGACAACGGCAAAAUCGGGUUGUUUGCAAUCGACGAAGCGCACUGCAUUUCACAGUGGGGCCACGACUUCAGACCGUCGUACCUUGAACUUUCUUACUUAAAGCAGACGUUUCCUCAGAUCCCCGUCAUUGCGUUAACUGCAACGGCAACUGAAAAAGUGAAGGACGACAUCAUUAAAGCACUCGGGCUUAAAGAUCCAAACAUUUUCACAUCAACUUUCGAUCGACCGAACAUCUACUUCCGCGUGUUGUAUAAGGACCUCUACGAGAAUCCACAAGAGGAGCUCUUGAAGUAUUUGACACAACAUCAACAGGAGGGGGGGAUCGUCUAUUGCUCGACCCGGAAUGAGUGUGAAUUGCUUGAAAAGUACUUGAAGAGUAAAGGGUUUCGAGUUGGGAAGUAUCACGCGGGGAUGAGUGCGAGUGAUCGAGAAAGUGUUCAAAAGAUGUGGGAGAGGAAAGAGACGGGGAUUGUAAUAGCGACUGUGGCGUUUGGGAUGGGGAUUGACCGCAGUGAUGUUCGAUUUGUUGUGCACUGGAACAUUCCGAAGAAUAUAGAAGGGUUCAUACAAGAGGCGGGGAGAGCUGGAAGAGAUGGGAAACCAGCGGAGAGUGUGAUCUUCUUUGGGAAUGAUGAUUUUUCGCGAGAUAAAGCUCUAGAAGGAGAAAAGAGUGAAGAGAUUCGAGAAUUGUGUGUGGAGUGUGUGUGUCGAAGGAAAUGUAUAUUAAAACACUUCUGUGAGACUUUAGAAAGGAAGAACGAAAGAUGUUGUGAUCUGUGUAAUGAGAUGGGAAGAGUUAAGGAAGACUUGGAAAAGGUCAAAAUUAAAUUGUCGAGAGGGAACACCCGAACAACGACAAAGCCACUGACUAUAAAGAAUCCGGAGUUCAAAACUGCGUCAGUUAUUACAGAAAAUGAACGAACAAAUUCAUUCCAGUCAGCAUCACAAUUACUCGAGAAACAAAAACAUGCGAAACGUGAGAAUCGCAGUAUCGAAAAGAAGGAGUGCGAGAGUAAACCACGGAAGUGUAAGGGAGAUGAAGGACUGAAAAGUAAUGCAACUAAGAUCACUGAUUUUUUUGGACAAAAAAAGAAGAAAUAG
Messenger RNA from Entamoeba invadens IP1, 1554 nucleotides. Its product is annotated as ATP-dependent DNA helicase recQ, putative. The record is from RefSeq and is a predicted model, not a curated record. Gene Ontology annotation, biological process: double-strand break repair via homologous recombination. The coding region runs from base 1 to 1554 and encodes 517 amino acids. Gene Ontology annotation, molecular function: nucleic acid binding; 3'-5' DNA helicase activity; four-way junction helicase activity. Gene Ontology annotation, cellular component: chromosome; cytoplasm. Lineage: Eukaryota; Evosea; Mastigamoebida; Endamoebidae. The transcript has a single exon.